AGCAACUAACGUCUGGUCCUUUGGUUUAUCCCACGAUGGAGAAAGCGAUGGACUAUCUUGGCAUCGACCUUCUCUGCGCCUCCAAUUCCCUCCGGCACGGCCACUUUCCGGCGAAAGACUGUCUCUUCCCUCUCGUCACGAAGCUGCUCAGUUACUUCCUCGUCGCAGCUUCAAUGACCGUCAAGCUUCCUCAGAUAAUGAAAAUAGUUGACAACAAGAGCGUAAGAGGCCUUAGCGUUACAGCAUUCGAGCUAGAAGUCGUGGGCUACACGAUCUCGCUCGCCUACUGUCUCCACAAGAAGCUGCCCUUCUCAGCUUUCGGUGAGAUUGCGUUUCUUCUGAUCCAAGCUUUGAUCUUGAUGGGUUGUAUCUACUACUUCUCCAAGCCUCUCUCUGUUUCGGCUUGGGUUAGAGUGGUUGUGUACUUUGCGUUAGCGCCGGCUUUGUUCGCUGGGAAGAUUGAUGCUUUGGUCUUUGAAGCUCUCUACGCUUCUAAGCAUUUGAUUUUUUUGUCCGCGAGGGUGCCUCAGAUUUGGAAGAAUUUUAGAAGUCAAAGCACUGGGCAGCUUAGUUUCUUGACUUGUUUGAUGAACUUGGGUGGGUCCAUGGCGAGGGUUUUCACUAGCGUUCAGGUGAAUGCUCCGUUUAGUAUGCUUUUGGGUAUUGUUCUUGCGGUUUUCACCAAUGGUAUUAUCAUGAGUCAGAUUCUUUUGUAUCGGGUAAAAGAAGAAAAGCAAGUGGAUGCUAAAAAGAUGUCUUGAUUUAGUCAUGUUUUUAGCUUUGUAAAAGUGAUUACAAUUCCAUCUCACAGUUCUGUAAUCCCUGAAAAUUAUUCUAUUCACAGUGAUUAAGUAGUCUUUGUGCUAUUUUUUAAGUUACUGUCAGCUGAGAAAUGUGAGUGAAAUGUUUAUUUAA
Messenger RNA from Brassica oleracea var. oleracea, 915 nucleotides. RefSeq names its product mannose-P-dolichol utilization defect 1 protein homolog 1. The transcript is spliced from 3 exons. The record is from RefSeq and is a predicted model, not a curated record. The coding region runs from base 36 to 761 and encodes 241 amino acids. Lineage: Eukaryota; Viridiplantae; Streptophyta; Magnoliopsida; Brassicales; Brassicaceae.